AUUUAGUUCAGUGGUAGAGUACUUGCCUAGCAAGCACAAGGCUCUGGGUUCGGUCCUCAGCUCCGGGGGUUGGGGGAUAACAAAAAAAAAAAGGGUGUGGGUGAGUGGAGGUGCAGACUGAGCUUGCCAGGUUUGGAGAAACUACUGUCUCCUACUAUGUUGACAUGCCCCGUGCCUACACCCAAAAUAUAGGUUGUGCAUCCAUUCAUAUGUGGAAAUUAAUAUUUCUGGUAUCUGAGGAGGUGAAACAGACUCAGAUGAGGAAUGCUACUGCCACUGUGUCAGCCUGAGGCAGCGUCUAGGCGUACCCUGUCCAGUGGCCCUUCUGUGGCUGCUCCUGCUUCUACUGCACAGUUUGCCACGUAAGAGUCUCUCGCCAGACUUGGCCUCUCUGUGUUGUUGGUGAUAAUAGCCAUGUGACAUGCCCAUGUGUUAGGAGUUGGACGUUCGUGAUAAAAAGCCAUUUUGUCCAAUGGUUAUCACAGUUACCUUAAAACCAUAGUAAUGUGGCCAGAGAGACGGCUCAGCAGUUAAGAGCACUGGCUUCACUUCCAGAGGACCCACGUUCAACAUGGAGGCCCACAGCCAUCUGUAACUCCAAUUCUAGGAGAACCUCUUUCUUUUUUUAACCUCUGUGAAUACCAGGCACAAAUGUACUGUACAGACAUAUCUGUGCUAAGCAGACAGACAUACAGACAAAAUACCUGUACACAUAAGAUACGAUUUAAUUUUUAAAGAGAACUUAAGUAAUGUGAUAGCUCGUGUCUAUGAUCCCAGUGCAUAAUCACGGAAGCAAGAGAACUGCUGUGAAUUCGAGACAAGCAUGGGCUGUGUAGUGAGUUUCAGGCCAAUUUGAGCCCCAUAGUGAGACACUAUCUCAAAAAACCAGUCAGCCAACCAUACAACAACAACUGUUAAGUCACUGAACAGAGCUAAAGGAACACUGAGACAGUUACUAUGACUCCUUUAAAGUUAGGAACCUGGGUUCUGGGGUGCGGGGUCAGGGAUGGGGGCCCAGCUGUGUGGCCCUACAGUCUGUCAGCACACGGUUUGGACACUGCUACAUGUAUUGUCUGUACCUUUGGAGUUGUACACUGGCUUGUUCUGUCAUCUCUUACCUGUGUCCAAACUGCUAUCCAGAACAUCUCUGUGAGGUCUUCGGUAAGGACUUCCUGAGAGCCUGGGAGAGAAAUUGUUUCGCAGUUUGAGACAGGGUUUUGCUGUGUAGCCCUGGGUGGUUUGGUACUCUGUAUGUAGCCAAGGGAGGCCUUAAAUUAAUGGCCAUUUUCCUGCCUCAGCUUCCCUCCCCCACUGCUUUUGAUUCUAGAAAAGUGCCAUUUUUCCAGCUUAACAGCACCCCACCCCUUCCCCCCAAGAAAAAAAUCAUACUGCAAGACAGGUAGAUCUCUGAGUUAAGGCCAACCCCAAGUCCCUGUGAUGCGAGUGCUUGAAGGCAGAGAGGCUGGAAGAUCUGGAGUUUAAUGUCAUCCUGGCUCUAAUAGAGCCUUUCUCUCAUUAGAAAACCAAACCAAACCAAACCAAACCGAAGCAAAACAAACAAACAAACAAAAGGACCAAAACUAAGUCAUCCUGGCUACAGUAAGAAAAAAAAAAGAAAACUAAAGUGAGAGAGAGAGAAGUAACCAUUAACACUCUGUGUGUGUGGUGUGUUUGUGUGUAUGUGUGGUGUAUGUGGGGGGGGUGUAUGUGUGUAUAUGUAUGUGUGUGUGGGUGUAUGUGCAUGUGGUGUGUGGGUGUGUGUGCAUGUGGUGUGUGUGUGGUGUGUGGGUGUGUGUGGGUGUGUGUGUUGUGUGUGUUUGUGAGUGUGUGUGUAGUGUGUGUGGUGUGUACAGUGUGUGGUCUGUGUAGGUCACAUGGAUCUUUCUAACAAAAACCUCUGGCUGUAUUUUAGCUGUUUCUUUAAGGUUGAGCCUCUGAUCAGCUGGGACCCAGCAGAAGGCAAAGGUUUCUGUUGAUGUCUUCUCACCUGCCCUGGGCUGUGACCGCCCGGGAGAGUUGCUGUCUGACCAGGUCCUGUGUCCUGGAGUAAGGGCUGCACGGUUUACACCUUCAUCCCUACGGUCACAAGAGUGGGAGGCGCACUGGGUGAGAUGUGACUGACAGCUGCGUCAAGCUCCUCCCACCGUGAGGCGCCUGUCUGAUGAGCUGAGAGCCAGAAUAAACUCUGGAACGGUGUUGUCGCUGAGACCAUGCUCACAUUCAUGGCCUCUGAUAGCGAGGAAGAGGUGUGCGAUGAGCGGACGUCCUUGAUGUCAGCCGAGAGCCCUACAUCACGUUCCUGCCAGGACAGCAGGCCAGGCCCAGAGGAUGGAGAGAACACUGCCCAGUGGAGGAGCCAGGAGAACGAGGACGACUGUGAGGAGGACCCGGACCACUAUGCCUGCAGUGGGGUUCCUGGGCGACCAUCGGGCCUGGAGGAGGAGCUGACCCUCAAGUAUGGGGCGAAGCACGUGAUCAUGCUGUUCGUGCCUGUCACGCUGUGCAUGAUUGUGGUGGUGGCCACCAUCAAGUCCGUGCGUUUCUACACGGAGAAGAACGGGCAGCUCAUCUACACGCCCUUCACCGAGGACACACCCUCUGUGGGCCAGCGGCUCCUCAACUCCGUGCUGAACACUCUGAUCAUGAUCAGCGUCAUUGUGGUCAUGACUAUCUUCCUAGUGGUACUCUACAAAUAUCGCUGUUACAAGUUCAUCCAUGGCUGGCUGAUCAUGUCCUCCCUGAUGCUCCUCUUCUUGUUCACCUACAUCUACCUCGGGGAAGUGUUCAAGACCUACAAUGUGGCCAUGGACUACCCCACACUGUUCCUGGCUGUCUGGAACUUCGGGGCAGUGGGCAUGGUGUGCAUCCACUGGAAGGGUCCCCUGGUGCUCCAGCAGGCUUACCUCAUUGUGAUCAGCGCACUCAUGGCCCUGGUGUUCAUCAAGUACCUGCCGGAGUGGUCCGCUUGGGUCAUCUUGGGCGCCAUCUCUGUGUACGAUCUCGUGGCUGUGCUGUGCCCCAAAGGGCCACUGAGGAUGCUGGUGGAAACUGCCCAGGAAAGAAACGAGCCCAUAUUUCCUGCCCUCAUAUACUCAUCUGCCAUGGUGUGGACGGUAGGCAUGGCGAAGCUGGACCCCUCCUCUCAGGGAGCACUGCAGCUCCCUUACGAUCCAGAGAUGGAAGAAGACUCCUAUGACAGUUUUGGGGAACCCUCAUACCCUGAAGCCUUCGAAGCUCCCCAGCCUGGCUACCCAGGGGAAGAGCCGGAGGAGGAGGAGGAAAGGGGUGUAAAGCUUGGUCUGGGAGACUUCAUCUUCUACAGCGUUCUGGUGGGCAAGGCAGCAGCCACAGGCAACGGAGACUGGAGCACGACGCUGGCCUGCUUUAUCGCCAUCCUCAUUGGCUUGUGUCUCACCCUCCUGCUGCUCGCCGUGUUCAAGAAGGCCCUGCCCGCCCUCCCCAUCUCCAUCACCUUCGGGCUCAUCUUUUACUUCUCCACAGACAACCUGGUGCGUCCUUUCAUGGACACGUUGGCCUCCCACCAGCUCUACAUCUGACAGAAGAGCUGCGGCUCUGAGAGCUGUAGGACGCUUCGCCGAAUGCAGGUGUAUAGUUUUACACUCUAGUGCCAUAUAUUUUUUUUUAAAAAAACCUUUCUUUCCUUACAAAAGAAAAAAAAAGAAUAAAAAAGUGUUGUGUUUACUUCGUGACGAGGAAGCAGAAGCCGCCCUUCUGUGCUAGCUGUCUUGUCACCAGACUGAGGCUUGCCCGUCAGAGCAUCUGUGGCACCCGCAGGUGGGAUGCUGGGCCAACAAGCCUAUCUUCAGGGAUGAGGUCACGUGUGUGGAUCAGGUUGGAGAGGACGCAGGCCCCAUCCAGGUCUGUAAUCAAUCCUUCAGGGCUGAGCAGGAGGAACAUGUGCGUCAGUGGGGACCAGGAGGCACGGUCAGGAAGGACGCUAAGCACCAACACCCUGACCAGAGGACAAAAGCCAGUUUGUCGUCAUGAAUGCCCCCAGUGCUUUGUUUGUGAUGUCUGUUACCUUUAGUAUCUUAGAAGCUGAGUCCUGUUCUUAUUUCUGCAGUGGACUGCUGGGAAGUGGCUUAAUGACAAUACCAAUACAUAGAUGUCCCUGCUGGAA
Rattus norvegicus (Norway rat) is the source of this 4141-nucleotide messenger RNA. Lineage: Eukaryota; Metazoa; Chordata; Mammalia; Rodentia; Muridae. The record is from RefSeq and is a predicted model, not a curated record.